This is a messenger RNA of Sorghum bicolor (sorghum), 484 nucleotides long. RefSeq names its product protein STIG1. NCBI's taxonomy places the organism in Eukaryota, Viridiplantae, Streptophyta, Magnoliopsida, Poales, Poaceae. The transcript has a single exon. Bases 63 to 482 code for a protein of 139 amino acids. The record is from RefSeq and is a predicted model, not a curated record.
GUCAAUUAAUCACCGGCGACAAGCUAAGUAUAGAAUAGAGGUCGUCGUCUCCACACUCCACCAUGGCGAAACUCGCCGUCACGGUCAUCGUCCUGCUGCUCACGUUCCUCGCCGGCUCCACUGCGACGACCAUGCUAGCAGGUCGCCAACAAGCCACCAGGAGGAGCCGGUUCCUGCUUGCGAACAGCGCGGUCUACAACUCACCGCCGCCGUCGUACGCCGCCGGUUGCUCCAAGAAGUCGGCCGCCGCCGUGUGCUUGGCUCCGGGCAGCCCGGGCCCGACGUGCUGCGGCGGGCAGUGCGUGGACACGACGGCCAGCGUCGACCACUGUGGCGGAUGCAACAAGCUCUGUAAGCACGAUCGUAGCACGUGCUGCGGCGGCCGGUGCGUCGACCUGCUCUCCGACGAGGACAACUGCGGCGCGUGCGGGAACCGGUGCAACAACAAGUGCAGCAACGGCUUCUGUGAUUACGCCCUGUAAUG